Messenger RNA from Spodoptera frugiperda (fall armyworm), 3342 nucleotides. RefSeq names its product gremlin-2. NCBI's taxonomy places the organism in Eukaryota, Metazoa, Arthropoda, Insecta, Lepidoptera, Noctuidae. The record is from RefSeq and is a predicted model, not a curated record. The transcript is spliced from 2 exons. Gene Ontology annotation, biological process: animal organ morphogenesis. The coding region runs from base 206 to 910 and encodes 234 amino acids. Gene Ontology annotation, molecular function: BMP binding; receptor ligand activity.
AUGUGGUGCGAGGUGUCGCGUCUGUGAGCGGUGGCUGGUAGUAACGGUUCUGUGGUGGAGGCGCGGUGCGUGACUCAUCUCUCGUUCAUUGAGCGGUGGUCCAUUGAGCCGCGCUUGCGCUCAUUACCGCUCCGCCGGCCGGCCCUGCGCACACGCAAACAGCGCGCCGCUCGCGGACCGACUACACCGACGCACUGCCUACGACAUGUUGGCUCCCAUCUCUAGAUACGACAUGGAGAACUUAUCGAAAUCGCAUAUCUGGCUCGCGGCCGCAGCCAUCCUGGCGACGUGCGGGGUGUGCGCCGGCGCUGGCGUCGGCAACAGGAAGCCGUUCACGCCGACCGACUCGAUCCUGGACAUCAUUGAUACUGAACAAGUGCAGAGGUUCCUCGCGGAGAGACAGCGAGCGGAGCAGGCCACUGCAUCCUCUUCUACGUCUUUUGUGCAAAGAAACGAACUCGGAGAUGGCAGUUCUGAGACGGGUAUGGUGGUAUCCUUGCCUGAGCAAGAAGAUACUACGGAAUUGCCCCCGGGAGUCGAAUUCAGGAAAAUAUUGAAAUCAUCAAAGAACGCUUUGGUCGUUACUAAGAAAGAUUAUCUCAAGGAAGAUUGGUGUAAAACCGAGCCUUUGGUUCAGAAAAUCCGAGAACCGGGUUGUCUGCCCACAACAGUGAUAAACAAAUUCUGCUACGGACAGUGCAACUCGUUUUACAUACCGAAGGGCCCGCGGCGACGCGACAACAACGCUGACCGGCCGCAGCCAGCCUUCAAAUCUUGUUCGUUUUGUAGGCCUAAGAAGUUUACUUGGGUGACAGUGACUCUGCGUUGUCCCGGUCAGAACCCGCCAUUUAGACGCAAGCGGUUACAGAAGGUCAAACAGUGCAAGUGUUUACCUGUCGGAGUGAAUUGACGUUAGUAGUGAGACGGACCCUGCAGUAACAGAGGCGGUUCGACCGCCAGCUUGCGACGCACUAGUGCGCACGGGACGCCUGGCUGUCCAGGGUGACGGCGGACGGAGCACCGGCAGGCUCGGAUGCUCCACAUCGUACAUCGUUACCGUUGAUUGUUUCGAUCACGUUCCAGUGUAUAGACUGUGUAUGAACUGGUCAAAUAAAUUGAGAUGCCGUGCUCUCAUACGUCAAUGCGGAUGACGUAAUGUGAUGCAUAGAUUAGAUGCCUAUUUAGAGUUACAUUGUAAUAGAGCGGCUUCGACUGCAAGUCGUCGAGCAAAAGCUUUAAUUGUUCGUAGCGAAACUAAUUAGCUAGUGUGUUAGAAUAGCGGUGGCCUUCCAAUCGAUUAAGGAUUUGUUUUGGUACAAACUUGUGAAUUAUUUCCGUUUAUUGAAAAGUGAUUAUUCUGUGUCUAAGUUGUGUUAUUUAUGUCGGCAGAAUAAUGUGUGAUACUAGUUUAUAGUUUGACAGUUAAUUGUGUUUCUUUGCGCGUUUCGGUGAGUCACGGAAUUGUAACGAGAUUUAGGAGUAGCGACUUAAUCCGCGUUACAUUGACGUGUGUUAUUUAUUUAUUGUGUAACGUUAUAAGUAAUGUAUUGUAGCUAAAACAGAAUACGCUUAUAAGUUGAUAAUUUACUGUUAAUCGUAGUUUCAUCUUGUUAUCUCGCAAUAAAUAUGAGUAGGUAGUGGUAUACGAUAUGUAUUUAAAUAUAUUUCAAUGCAGUAUGAAGUAACGUUAGGUUUUAUGAUAAUUCGAAACAAAAUUAUGAUCUCUGUUUGCUCUCAAGAAGUUAUGCAUUUGUUUCUAUGUAUAUCUGUUAACAUAAUAUAUACAUUUACAUGAUCUGGGACUAUGUAUUCGUGUACCCACGUAAUGCAGGAUAUUAUCAUUAUGUACUUACUAUCUUAGAUGUUGUAAUAUUACGUAGAGGUUAAUAAGCCGAGUAUUUAUAACUAAACAUGUCACGUACUAUAGUUAUCUAGUAUUGUUGAAGUUGCAGAAAUAAACUUUAAUGUUGCGAGCAGUAUUCUGGUAAAUAUUUUGAUAUUUAGUAACGUGUUUGUAUUUGUUAGCGCUAUUGUAUUUUUUUAACAAAAAUAUUCCUUUAGUGAUGUUGUAUACAAUUUACUUAUACAUUUAUUAUACGAAAGCCGUCAAUAUAUACAAAUUUAGUUACAAAUACGUUACUAAACAUUAAAAUAUUUGUCCUAAAUUAGUUUUUCAGUAACAAUUUGUAUACAUAAAUUCAAGUAGAAUUUUAGAAGUUGGUUGUAGAAAAUCUUGCCAUUACAUUUCAUUGUUCUACACGUUUUAUUAAAAAGAAAACGUAUUUGAGCAUUUAUUUAAUACCUAAGUGAAUCUUGUGACGAAUUGAUUAUGUCUAAUUGGCUGUAUAUUCUAUAAAUAAUAAGCAACAGAAUGUUUUAAUUGGUAUUUUAUAAAAAUUGUGACACUACGGUACACCAAUUAGUCACAAUGCCGUGUAAUUAUAAAACUAUAAUCUCUAUGAAAAAUAUCUUCUAUCUUUAACACUUUAUAAUAGAAGUAACUUCCUUACUAUCGAUACAUUGCAUACUCGUGCUGCGCAUCUUCCUCGCAUAGCUACAUAGCUUAGUAUCAGUGGAAACGGUCACGUUAUUUCGUAGCUUAGCUAUUACAUUUUCCUAACAUAGCUAUAUAGCACAUUUCUGGUAAAAAAGCACUCUUAAUCACCAUGGCGGCAAAAGUGACCGGCGCUAGAGUAGGAUUUGCUUUCAACAUAAUUUUUUUUUUUGGUAGUCAAAGUCUUAAUUUAUUUUUUUGACGAUAAACUACAUUGAAAACGAAAUGACAAUAAUUUUCUUCAUAUUGUGAACACGUCAUUUAAUUUUGAAACUGUUGCGAGUAUGUUAAAUUAAAUUAUUACAAUAAAGUCGCAUAAUACCUAUGUAAAAUUGAAUAUAAUGGAUUGUAAAAUCAUUUGACUGUUCAAUAUAUAUGUAAUUAUUUAUUUCUGUAUAUAAUUUUGAUUUAUAUUCUCUCAUUUAAUUAUCCUGUCUCUAUAAUAUAUGUACUUAGUUACCUCCAUCUUUGUUUAAUAAAUAAACAAAAUCAUUAAUCUUGUUUAAAGAAAAAAAUAUAUCUUGCUAAAUACAUAACAAUUCUGUUUAUUUCUUAAUAAUAGUUCAAGCAAUUGUCGACCAUAUUUCAUAAUGUUUAGAGAUUAUAAUUGCAGAUUAUUUAGUUGUCAUCUGAUUGCAUUACACGGCUGUAGAUUCAUUAUUAUUUGCUAACAAAACGAUGUUGACUUAUUUUUAUUAUUUAGAACAUAAUAUAAAGGUUUAGUCGACGUUAUCUACAUAUUGUCAAAUAAUUCCUUUUUACAGAAAUAAACAAUAGUACGUUUGAAA